AUGCAGGCCGGCUUCCCGGCAGAUGGUUCGAUUGAGUUGCCCGACCUCUCGCAGCACUCAAACCUCGUGGCAGAGGUAUUCAGGAAAGACCCGGGUCUGUACGAUCGAUUGAAGGAGAGGCGCACAAAGCUCGGCACCCGCCUGGCCCGCUGCAUCAAGUCUGCCGUCGACGUGCCCCACAGUGGCGAUGCAUGCUUGUUUGCAGGAGAUGAGGACUGCUUCGAUACUUUCUCAGAGAUCUUCGAUGUGGUCAUCUCUCGGCUACAUGGUUUACUUCCUGCAGGCGAUGUGGUCUGCCCCUCGCCUCCACGUCGAACCUCGAAGUCUGCGUCCCGUGCGGACGCCGAGCGGGUGGACCCGAAGCGAUUGGACCCCACAGGGCACACCAUCCACUCGGUGGAGGUCUCCGCUGUGCGGAACCUCCGCGGCUUCCGCUUUCCAGCCGCCAUGGACGCUGCCGAACGUGCGGAGGUGGAGAUGCUCGUCGCCAAAGCGAUCCGGGGGUUAGCCCCGGCUGUGACAGGUGUGUAUUUUCCGCUCCGGCAGUCGACCAGCUACAUGCCAAGACUAGGUGGCAUGGACGAGUUCGAGGAAGCACGACUCCAGGCCGCCGGGCUUCACUUCGGCCUUCCCGAGGAUGCGGCAGCGCUGGCCAGUGGAAGCUACGAUAACUGGCCUCAUGGUCGAGGGGUCUUUGCCUCUGCCGAUCGCGACUUGGCCGUGUGGACGAACCGGCAGGAGCACCUGACGAUUGUCUCUGUUGCCAUGGGCGAUGGCUUGGGGAAAGUCUACAGGAAGCUGGUCAGAGCCCUCGAUGGCCUUGGGCAGAUCAUCCAGCGGGGAAAACCGGGUGCAGAAGAGGCCUUUGCAACAUCGGAGCGCCUGGGCUUCCUGACCUCGGACUUACACCGCCUGGGUGCCGCUCUCCAGGCCAGCGUGCUGCUAAAGCUCCCGCGGCUGGCAGCCAUGGAAGCCUCCCAUCCAAGCAGCGCCGCAGGCAGCUGGAGGUCUUGGGCCGGCUUGAGGCGCGUGAAGGUGGAGGCAGUCUCCACUUUGGCCUCCGGUAAGGAGGUGGAGGGCUACUUCCGCAUCUCCAACAUGGACGUCUUCAACGCGACCGACGAGGAGAUCCUAUCGUCUCUCGAAGAGGUGGCCUUUCGUCUGGUUGUCGCCGAGCAACAGAUCACAACGCUCACAGCUGACUCCGACCAGCUGUUCCCCAUCCUCACUUCAGUCCUCUCCGCGGCAGAGGCCCGUGGCGAAAGCCGCACGUCGCUGUUGAGCGUGUUUUCGGGUGUGAUGACAGCAUCUGGGACGGAUGGUGAGGAGUUGACACAGGAAAUGCUGGCCGCGAUGAUGCGCGAGGCUACGCCGCAGGAUGCUUCCCGCCCGGGGCACGCCGAGGAAGAAGAGUUGGGAUCGCUGAAAGACAGGGUGCGGUUGGCCAUGUAUUCCAAGCUCGAAGACGGCUCGCUUGAUCAGGCCUUGCAGGACGCUGCGGACACCUCAGGUGCGCAGCAUUUCUCCGACCUGCCCCCGCCUCCACCCCCUCUCGAUGCCUGUGACGACGGGGAUAUUGAGGCCGAUGCCGUGAGCCAAAGACCCGCCCACGCAGCGGCGCCCCGGAAGGAGCUGCAAAGCUUGGAGAAGGAGCCCGAGACCGAGCCAAUGCCAGCUGCAGAAGAGGCUGCACGGCAGGCGGCGCAGGUGCAGCGGCAGCCGACUCCGCAGGAGUUGGCAGCCCUGCGGCGGCGCACGGCGGAGCUCCUGGCUCAGGCCGCCGAUUCUGGUGGGCUAGAGCAGAUUCUGACGGAGGUGAAGAAGGAGAUGUUUGACGAAGUGAGGAACAAGGUCGCUGGCCUUCUUACCGAGGCCGCAGACAAUGGCGCUCUCGAGAAGAUCCUUCAGGACGUGAAGACCAAUGAUGUCCAGGACCCGAAGUGGGAGCUCCGUCAGAAGGCAGCGAAGCUGCUUUCCGAGGCUGCUGAUACCGGGCUCUUGGAGAAGAUCCUGAAUGACAAGGAGCGGCCAAACAAGGCCGCGCUGCCGGACGAGCUCCGACAGAAGGCAGCAAAGCUUCUGUCUGAGGCUGCUGAUACCGGGCUCUUGGAGAAGAUCCUGAAUGACAAGGAGCGGCCAAACAAGGCCGCGCUGCCGGACGAGCUCCGACAGAAGGCAGCGAAGCUUCUGUCUGAGGCCGCCGACAGCGGGCUGCUGGAGAAGGUGUUGGGAGACCAGGAGCGUUCCAAGAAGGCAUCGCAGGAGUCGAUUCGUCAGAAGGCGGCGAAGCUUCUUUCUGAGGCCGCCGACACCGGGCUGCUGGAGAAGGUGCUUGGAGACCAGGAGCGUUCCAAGAAGGCCGCGUCUCAGGAGGCGGUCCGUCAGAAAGCGGCGAAGCUUCUGACUGAGGCCGCGGACACGGGACGUCUCGAGAAGGUUCUCGAAGAUCAGGAGCGUUCCAAGAAGGCCGCGUCUCAGGAGGCGGUCCGUCAGAAGGCGGCGAAGCUUCUGACUGAGGCGGCGGACACGGGACGUCUCGAGAGGGUUCUCGGAGAACAGGCGUCGAAGGUCAACAAGGAGAAGGGAGACGACUCCCCCAAGAAGGCUGGCGGCGCCAGCGUCAGGGAGCGAGCUGCGCAGCUCCUCUCCGAGGCUGCCGAGAAUGGGGAGCUCGAGAAGGCGUUGGCGAAGCUGGGGCCGAAUCCCACAUCGUCGCCUGAGGAUGAACUCUCGGAAAUCCGCGCCGCUGCCAAGGCCUCGUUGUUGGAGGCCGCCGAGAAUGGCGCCCUGGAGCGCAUCGUUUCGGAUCUCCAGAUGGAGAAGGCGGGCCAUCUUGCGAAUGUUCGGGCUGCGGCUGCCGAGCUCCUGGCCGAGGCCGCCGAGACAGGGCGCUUGCAACAGGUGCUCGGGGAGGUCCAGCAGAGGAGGGCCAAGGCCGAUGAGGCCAGCCUCUUAGAGGUGCGGCAGAGGGCGGCCAUGUUGCUCUCUGAGGCUGCCGCCGAUGGCAAGCUCGAGAAGGUCCUCAAAGACAUCCACGCCAAGGAUGGGCAACCUGAAUUGCCAACGGCUGAGGACCGCCUGGCCGCCACUCGAGCCAAGGUGCGAUCGCAGUUGCAGGAGGCGGCAGCGGACGGUCGGCUGGAGAAGGCCCUUGGGGCUGUGGGCAAGGAGGCCGGCAAAACUGCUGCAGCGGCAGAGGCCUACAACUACGACUCGGAUUUCGAGGAGUUUCUGUCGAAGCCGAAGGCCGAAGAAGCGGCCUACAGCUACGAUUCGGACUUCGAGGAGUUCCUGUCGAAGCCGAAGGCGAGCUGGAUCCGAAGUCAGAUCCUCGCCGCUCUCAACGACGGCUCCCUGGAAGAGGCCGGGAGCAAAGACGGCGAGAGCGCCAACAGCGGAAUAAUGAAUUUGUCAAGCCUUUUUUGCGAUGACGUUGGUGGCGGUGCAGGUGCUGGUGAUGAUGCCGAGAGAGUUGCUCUGGUGGUUUGUUUGGCCGUGGGUUCGUAUCAGGCCAUGGCGACGGAGGGGACAGUUGCGACGGUGAUUUUUGUAGCUCGUUCGGAUGAGGAUAUUGGUGAUGUCGCCGAUGGUGGAGAGACUGAUGCUGGCGGUGAUGAUGCAAUGAUACCGAUAUUCCCCAUCUGCAUCAUGGUCAUGAUGAAGCUGUACUCUAGCUCUGUUCAUGACAUUGAAGAUGGUUGUGGUUGGGACCUCAGCAGCUCCGCAGGUGAGGCCGCGGAUGAUGUGCGCCAGAGAAUCGAAAAGCAGCUCAUCGCAGCUUUGGAGGACGGAUCCCUCGAGGAGGCACCGAUCGCACGAGCACGAAAGCCAAAGGCGCUUAGGAUGGUGGUGACGGCGACGUUGGCGGCGAUGGUGGCCAGUGACCAUGUUGACCUGUAUGCGUAUGCGUGUGAGGAGGAAGCUCCUUGGUGA
Messenger RNA from Symbiodinium sp. CCMP2592, 3933 nucleotides. NCBI's taxonomy places the organism in Eukaryota, Dinophyceae, Suessiales, Symbiodiniaceae. The record is from the annotation of a GenBank genome assembly.